CACAACUUGGCUCCCAGGGCGUCCCCCAACAUCCCUCUCGUGUCGGAAAGGCAAGUACAUAAAAAGUGGCCCGGCCAUGGUUGCUUGCCCAGAAUCACCGUGCUGACUGCAUAUAUCUGUCGGAACGAAGCCGCCUUGAUGGCUGCAUUCAACGGACCUCGGUGGUUGAUUGGUGCCAGCACUGCAACCCCUCUUCCUUACAUAUGUACUUAGUCCCCUCCCAUGCCCAUCAACAGCAUGGUCAAUAAAUCACUUUUACCACCUUAAAAAAAUUCAAUCCACUGCUUGACUGGGAAUAGCUUUCCCAGCGCAUAUCUCAGCGGUCGUCGUCCUGCAGGUUCCAACAAUAUCGACAGGACCCUUUGGCCAAUGUAUGAUCCCAGAUGGCACAAGUGUCUAUGAGGUCCCUUCUGCACAGUUCUUUCAAAGCAUCUGACAUGCCGUAUGAUAUGAUGCCGAUACUACAUCGCGCGGAAUGAAUCUGCUAUGUACUACCCAAGUCAGCAGAAAGGUCGCCAAGUCAUCCACGUCAACAACAACGAACCGCAGGAUGUAAGCAGCACAAUGAGGGGAAGCUACAUCGCCAGAUGUCGAGGGAGGGGUCUCGGCAGAUCGAGAGCCAGCACCGACUCGCACCUUCAGUCCCAAAUCUCCGAUCCAACCAUCAACCCCCACAGCAACCACCAAUCCAAAUCUCGGAGUUCAUAAACCCCC
This is a messenger RNA of Parathielavia appendiculata, 714 nucleotides long. RefSeq lists its product as uncharacterized. The record is from RefSeq and is a predicted model, not a curated record. Lineage: Eukaryota; Fungi; Ascomycota; Sordariomycetes; Sordariales; Chaetomiaceae. Bases 487 to 708 code for a protein of 73 amino acids. The transcript is spliced from 2 exons.